Messenger RNA from Sebastes umbrosus (honeycomb rockfish), 6315 nucleotides. It is a transcript of the gene pard3bb, whose product is annotated as par-3 family cell polarity regulator beta b. The record is from RefSeq and is a predicted model, not a curated record. Lineage: Eukaryota; Metazoa; Chordata; Actinopteri; Perciformes; Sebastidae. Gene Ontology annotation, molecular function: phosphatidylinositol binding; protein binding. Bases 376 to 4125 code for a protein of 1249 amino acids. The transcript is spliced from 27 exons. Gene Ontology annotation, cellular component: cell cortex; adherens junction; apical junction complex. Gene Ontology annotation, biological process: microtubule cytoskeleton organization; establishment or maintenance of epithelial cell apical/basal polarity; intracellular protein localization.
GCAGCAGCAACGCUGGAGGAGCUGGUCAGGAACUAACUGGACCAGGAGGAGCAGAGCGGACUGAAAGAAGCAAUCUACAAACUUUUACAACUGUGCUCUCUCUCUUUGAACCAGUUUAACAUCACCUCUGACUUCUACCGACUAUGAAACUAACGGCUCCGUCUCCCUACCGAGUGAGUCGGUGAUGAAGUGGAGGAAACUGACCGAAGGAAGGAAGGAAAAGUUGUGAGAGGAAAGGAAAAAACUUUCUGGAGUGAUGAAUCCCUCCCUCCAAAGUUCAGCUAAGACUUUCUGCAGUUUGGAGCCUACUAUCAUCAUUGUUCAUCACAUCAACAUCCAGAGGGGCCUGCAUCUUGGAUUAAGUGGAGUGCUAUAAUGAAGGUGACGGUGACAUUUGGGCAGACAGGUGUGGUGGUGCCCUGCAAGGAAGGAUGGACGGUGAGGGACCUCAUCCAGCAAGCCACGCAGAGAUACAGAAAACUCCUGGAACAGGAAGGAGAUUUCCUGGUUCGGACUCACCAUGUUGAAUACUGUGACGGGGGGAUUCUGGACCCCGAUGAUAUACUCAGUGAUCUGGUAGAAGACAAGGACAAGCUGAUGGCGGUGUAUGAGGAGCAGGAAGCCCAGCAGAGGGGCGUGGCGAACACGAGGCUAGCCCCGAGCCCUGACCUCUACCAAUCCGAGCUCGCCGUCUUCCAGCCGAUCGCAGGGGGAGAGAUUGAAGUCAAUUCCUCGGCCCUCAAGUCCAACACCCCCCUGUUGGUGAGAAGCAGCAGUGACUCAGCCCUCAGCCCCCAGCCGACAGAGACCGAACCCUCCCUCAAUGAGGACACCGCCGGGAUGGCAGCCAGUCCCGCUGUGGAGAGGCCAGCAGGGGUAGACCGACCCCAAGGCAAACACACCUUCAAUGGCAGCCUGACUAGAACAGUGGAGAUCCUGGGAGAGGACAGUCCUCUGGGAAUCCACGUGGUUCCUUACAGCUCAUCACUCAGCGGACGGUCUCUCGGCCUCUACAUCCGUGGAGUGGAGGAGGAGAGUCGCUCAAGAAAGGAGGGCUUGUUUGAAGAGGACGAGUGCAUCGUCAUGAUCAACAACACCGACCUCAUGGACAAGACAUUCAGCCAAGCCCAGGAAGUGUUCCGUCAGGCAAUGCGCUCCCCAGUUGUCCGCUUGGAAGUAGUUCCCUCCUCCAACAGAGAGCGCUUUGAGAAGAGUCUGAUCGGUCAGCUGUUUGUCAACAGUGCCGGUCCCGACAGCAGCCCCCGAAUUGCCAAAACCAAAGAGCCACCUCCACCUGUCAAAGCCAAACCCGUGUUUAAGCCCUCUGAGAAUCCAGCCUUGCGAUUGGCAGAGGAAGCUGCCGCUAUGGAAGCUGCUGUCAGUACACCCAAAGGGAGGAGUGAGAGCCCCCUCCUUAAGAAAAGUCCCGCCCUCUCCAGCUUGGUGACCAAUAAGAGAGGAGGACGGAGACUGAGGAUCGAUCUAAAGAAAGGUUCAGAAGGUCUGGGUUUUACUGUAGUAACCAGAGAUUCUUCAGUCCACGGCCACGGUCCGAUUCUAGUCAAAAACAUUCUGGCACGUGGAGCCGCUGUCAAGGAUGGACGCCUGCAGUCUGGAGACCGCAUACUUGAGGUCAAUGGUGUGGACAUCACAGGUGUGGGCCAAGAGGAGUUGGUGUGUAUGCUGCGCAGCACGCGACAGGGAGAGAGUGUGUGUCUCGUGGUCCUACGGCAGGAAGACAUGUUCCUGCCCCGAGAGAUGAAGGACGAGUUGUACCGUGUGACGGGCUUUGUCCCGGAGAAUGGGAAGGAGCAGCUCAUGUACGAGGUGCCGCUUAAUGACACCGGCUCGGCGGGCCUGGGCAUCAGCCUCAAAGGAAACAAGUCCAGGGAGACGGGCGAGGACCUGGGCAUCUUCAUCAAAUCCAUUAUACAUGGAGGGGCAGCAUACAAGGAUGGGCGUCUACGUGUCAACGAUCAGAUGGUCGCAGUAAACGGAGAGUCUCUGCUGGGGCGCUCUAAUCACGUGGCCAUGGAGACGCUGCGCCGCUCUAUGUCACAGGAGGGAAACGUCAGAGGGACGAUCCAACUGGUGGUGAUGAGGACUCUGAAGGAUCAACAUGGGGCGUCACCUAAUCGCUCAUUUGACAGCUCCUCCGGCCUGUCGGGUCCGGUGGGUCCAGUGAACGGUCAGACUAACGGCUCCGUUCACUCUCCCAUGGUGAACAACACUCUCUAUGCUUCUAAUGUGACCAAUGGGAGUUAUUCUUACAUGGACGAGGAUGAGGAGGCGGAGCUGUAUGGACAUGAAGCAGAGUUCAGCAGCUCGACCCAACACUCCUAUCUACAGGAAAGGGAAAACUGUCACACGGCUCAGCCCCAGUGUCCCGCCCAGAACCAGAACCAGCGGCAGUUCCAGCACGUUAAAGCCUCGAAGAGCAUGGACCUGGGUACGACUCAGAACCAGCAACACACUGUGGCAGACGAGAGCAACGUCGGGUCCCUGGUUGGAAACACUGCAGCUCCGUCACCUCUUGUGGAACUGGGCCCGACCCUCGGCUUGAAGAAGUCCAGCUCCCUGGAGAGUCUCCAGACAGCCAUGUCGGAGGUCAACAGGAAAAACGAACUCCUCCCCUUCCAUCGACCUCGCCCAAAUAUGGUCAGAGGAAGAGGCUGCAACGAGAGCUUCCGAGCAGCUAUUGAUAAAUCCUACGAUGGGCCACCUGAGGAUGAUGAUGAUGAUGGUUCGGAGGCGAGUUCAGGCCGGGACACCCCUGCGAGUAGUUCAUCCCGCCAGGGAGCGGGGGACCGGAUAGAGGAGAAAGGCAAAAAAGACAAGAAAAAGAAACCGAAAACAAAGAAGAAGGAGAAGAACAAAGGGAAAGGGAAGGAGAAAGAGAAAAAGAAAACAGAGGAGCCCGAGGAGAUGGAAAAGAAGAGCAAGAAAAUAGGCUUUGGCCUGCUGAGAUUCGGGAAGAAAAAAGAGGAGAAGAAGGAGGCAAAAGCAGCUCUGCAGCGACAGAAAUCAGACCUACUGAGUGAUCAUGAGUUCGAGAGGAUGAAAGACGAGAGGGAAAGGAUCGAGGCAGGGCAUCCUGAGCUGCGAGAUCACCGGCCCAGAGACCAGCAAGGUGGAGGCGGCGGCGGCGGGUCGGCGUAUCCAGAUGUCGAGGAUGACGACACAGACCCCAACUAUGCCAGAAUACAAUCCUUCAGGGACCGAGACAUGGGUUCAAUGCCGCAGCCGCAGCCGCAGCCGCAGCCGCCGCCUCAGUCGCCUCCAUACAGUACAAUUCAGCACGCCCCUUCCCCUCAAGGCCCUUCUGCCUUCCCAGGGCACGGGAAUCAUGGUAGCGACCCCGGAGCCAUCCCAGACGAGGACCCCCUUGAUAGGCUGUACGCCAAAGUCAAUAAACCAAGGGGAGCUGGAACUACAUCGCCUCCUAUCUCUGCUACCGCCAAUGACAGUGUGGACAGGAUCCAGCAGCUGAGAAGAGAAUACCAGCAGGCCAGGAGGGAAGGAAUUGUGCCGCCUUAUGAAGAGCUGGACCCACGACGCAGAGGACAUGAAAACGACGCACACAGGAUGCCGGGCAGAGCGACGGAUCAUCGGUUGGCUCCACGUUAUGAAGAGGUGGAACGUCAGUACGCCUCCUUACCAAGACGAGGUCCUUUGGAUCCAGCUGACUACCCCAUGCAGCCCUGGGCAGGUCAUUACCCCGGACCUCCCCAGGUCCCACAGGGAUACCCUCAGUCCCCGUCCUACCCUAACCCUAACUCCCAGUCUGCCCCGUCCUACCCGAACCCCAACUCCCAGUCUGCCCCGUCCUACCCUAACCCAAACUCCCAGUCAGCCCCGUCCUACCCGAACCCCAACUCCCAAUCUGCCCCGUCCUAUCCUAACCCCAACUCCCAGUCUGCCCCGUCCUACUCCGGCUACCCACCUGGUCAGCCAUAUGCACGGCCAGUUGACCCUCGGGGCGUCGACCCUGGGUACUACCCCCACCCAAGCUCCCAGCAGAGAGGCCCAUUGCGGCAGGAUGUCCCCCCGUCUCCUACCCCUCCACUUCGUGGACUACGGUACGACACUAUGACGCGUUCAACCGCGGGUGGAGGUUACAGGUAGGGGCCAUGUGUGGAUGGAGAUGAUCCCAGGCACCUAGUGGAUCCCAGUCCAGACCAGUAUGUUUAUACUGGGGAGGGAGGAAGACAGCAACACCAAACCAACCCAAGACAGAAGAAUGCCAUGACUGCAGCUGUGUAGACGAAUCACGUCCAGAGAUGAAAAUGAGCAGAACGCUAACUGCUUUGUGUUGUGCAGCUCUUCUGCUUACGGUACUCCAAUGAAACACAGUUGGAACCUCUUAAUGGUGUGAUUUGAAUCACCAUCAUUAUCAAACACCGUCUACGCUGUUUGAAGUAUAUGGUAAUACACAGACAAGCAAGGUAAAGGAGGUUAAUUAUAGAGUGGCCGGCGUGAUGCAUAAUGUCUUGUUGUUUGAAGUUAUUUAAAUUGCUUUGAGUCUUCCCGCAGUAUAAAAUUAGCAGGGUUUUUACUUUUCACUAUACUCUGAUUGAGUCGCCUCUUUCAGGAAUCAGUCAGAGCCACAGAGGUAAUUGGAUCCAUUUAAAUUAAGACAUGCAUGCAGCUCAACACACUCUCUUAUUGUACCUGGUGGUUUCACUGCUGCCGCUCCACGAACAAGACAAAAGAUAUUCUACUAUAUAACAUGUAACAUGUUAACCUGGUGGCCAUUCACAGAAUUAAAUGACAUCCUUUAGUGUUAGUAAUUUUGUGCGAUAAAGCCAAAUUUAUUCUUGAGACUGAAGCAAUUUGUGUUUACAAAGAAGUGAUCGUUUAGCCGCCCACAUGUGAUCAGCGGUACAAUGACUAGGCGGAAGUGCUGCCCUUGGCGUGGCAUACUGCCUUACUGCUCGCUGCGCUCAAAGAUCAAAUAAAUUCAACUUUGACCUCGUUUGCCGCUGACCUUUCAAAGCGCAACCAAUGAGAUAACAGCUGCAACUGUUAGUUGUUGCCUAGAAACAGUGAAUGGCGUCCACUUCUUGAUGACAUAUUAUACCUGUGUUGCGCUUUGCCUCUGCAAGAUUCUGCGCCCUGCCUCGCGGUGAGCGAAGAGCAAAUUUCUUGUCAUGUGAAAUUAGCUUAAAGCUUUUAGUUUCUUCUUGAGGGUGAGUUGAGAUGUUGAAGAUGGUGGAAAAUGUUUCUGCAUUCCACAACUGUGUGAAUAGCAACAAAUUAGUCGGAAGAUAUCAUUCUUUACUCUGUUAGUAACAAACAAAAAAAAUCCAUUAUAUCCAUCCAUGCAAGAUUAACAAUCAAUAAUCUACAUUAUUAAAUGAAGUACAUUUUGAGACCUAUUAUCUCAGUUUGCCAAACAGGGAGAACGCCACUAUACCAAUCUUUACGAAAGUAUGUUGUACUUGAGACUAGUCUGAUGUAUCACAUACAGUAUUGUUUAGUCAAUGGAUUAUGGAAGCAUUUGAAUAAUUGAAGUGCUCUAAAGCAUAGUAGAGCACUGUAUGAAUUAUCUUUACAUGUAAUAAUCUGUUUUUAAUAAUGCUAUGACUGCCUUUCAUUUUUAUCCUAAAUAUUUCUCUUAGUAGAGAUGAAUUUAAAUAAAUAUUUUUAGUACAGGUAUAAUCCGAGUCUGAAACCACACCUGGCUGUUGGUUCACAGCAUUUAUGAAUGACCCAGUUCCUGCUUUAAAAUGAUCCCAGGAACAUUUCAAACCACUUUGCAGAAGUAUUGAAUCUCAAAUUUACAUUAAUUUAUAUUCAUUUCAGGCCAUAUCACCAUUACUAGACUUACGUUUGUCUUUGAAUAGUUAUUUAAAGUGACCUCUACUUGAAUGUAUGGAAACUUCACAGUAAUCAGUACUUAAUCCAUGGCACAACCUGUGUUUAUUGAAUCAGUCCAGUGUGAUUGGAGUUUUUGCUCACUAUUUGGUUUUUCAUCAGACAUCCAAUUCAGAGAUAAUCAAAUGCUUUAAACGAAAAGCUGACAACCACAUUUUUUCAAACUUUCAUCAGAGCGCUAAUAUCAUCCUACGAACUUUGACAUUCUGGAAGAAGCUCCAAUAAGAACAAAACGACCAUUUUAUAAUGCUGUCAAAUUGCAACCCAGUCGAGGCAACACACACCAAAGCAUGAUUAUUCCAACGCUUCAUUUUAUAAUGUUACAGCUUUUUAUUGCUGCCUUGUUCUCUAAUGGGAGUAGAUCAAUUAUCGGGGGAAGAGCACAUAUGAAUGUGAAAUGUGAAAUAAGUCGGGGAAUGCAAGAAAUGAGCAAAAAAU